AUGGAGCGAUCCCCGGGGAAACUGAGUUUGGACUUCCAGGUGCAGGAGGAGGACACAGGGGAGCCACCGAGCAGAUGCCACAGGUGUCGCGUCCCCGUCGGUCUCACCUGCCCAGGUCGGACGGUCGCCCCGAGGACGCUUCGGAGAACCCGAAAGGAGGCACAGAUGGACUCGGUGGUCUUUGAGGACGUGGCUGUGAACUUCACCGCAGAGGAGUGGGCUUUGCUGGACCCGGCUCAGAGGAAACUCUACAGAGACGUGAUGCUGGAGACCUUCAGGAACCUGGCCUCCGUGGGAAACACUGGUCAGGAAACCUCAUAUUCUUUAGAGUGUAAGAAGUCUGGAAAAGCUCUCACUUGUCCCUCAUCUUUUCAGGAACAUGAGAGAGUUCAUUAUGGACAGAAAAUCCACGUGUGUGAAGUAUGUGGGAAAUCCUUCAGUUAUUAUUGCCAACUUGCACGGCAUGUGAGAACUCACACUGGAGAGAAACCCUAUGAAUGUAAAGAAUGUGGGAAAGCUUUCACUCGCAUCUCACACUUCCGAGAACAUGUGAGAAUGCACACUGGAGAGAAACCCUAUGAAUGUAAGCAGUGUGGCAAAGCUUUCAGUUGGUGCACUUACCUUCGAGAACACAUGAGAACACACAGUGGAGAAAAACCCUAUGAAUGUAAGCAGUGCGGCAAAGCCUUCCCCUAUCUCAAAUCCCUGCAAGGACAUGUGAGGAUCCACACCGGAGAGAAACCUUAUGUGUGUAAGGAAUGUGGGAAAUCCUACAGUUGUCCCAAAUACUUUAGAAAACAUGUGAAAACACACAGUGGAGUAAAACCCUAUGAAUGUACAGAAUGUGGGAAAGCAUUCAUUACUUCCUCAUCCCUUCGAGAACAUAUGAAAACACACAGUGAAGAGAAGCCCUAUCAGUGUCAGCAGUGUGGGAAAGCCUUCAGGUAUCCCAGAUCCCUGCAAGGACACAUGCUAACCCACAGUGAAGGGAAGCCAUAUGAAUGUCAGCAGUGUGAAAAAGCAUAUAGGUGUCUCAUAUCCCUGCAAAGACACAUGAAGACACACACUGGCGAAAAAUUCUGA
This is a messenger RNA of Lipotes vexillifer (Yangtze River dolphin), 1083 nucleotides long. Its product is annotated as protein krueppel-like. Gene Ontology annotation, biological process: regulation of transcription by RNA polymerase II. Gene Ontology annotation, cellular component: nucleus. Gene Ontology annotation, molecular function: RNA polymerase II transcription regulatory region sequence-specific DNA binding; DNA-binding transcription factor activity, RNA polymerase II-specific. NCBI's taxonomy places the organism in Eukaryota, Metazoa, Chordata, Mammalia, Artiodactyla, Lipotidae. The record is from RefSeq and is a predicted model, not a curated record. The transcript has 5 exons. Bases 1 to 1083 code for a protein of 360 amino acids.